AUGAAGAUGUCAUUGAUUCGGCCUCUCAUUACGAGGCGAGGAAUCAGUUCCAGCUCUGAGAAAAUGGUUGCCUCCGUUCUGUUUGAGAGAUUGCCUGUGGUCAUUCCCAAAAUUGACCCUGUUGUUUAUGCUUUUCAAGAAUUCUCGUUUCGAUGGCGACAACAAUAUCAACGCAGAUAUCCUGAUGAAUUUCUAGACAGAUCUGACGCAAGGGGGAAAGGUGAUUAUCAAAUUGAUUAUGUGCCAGCACCACGAAUCACUGAAGCAGACAAAAACAAAGAUCUAAGGUCACUACAAAGAGCUCUUGACAAAAGACUCUACCUUCUUCUCUAUGGAAAUGCUUAUGGGGCUCCAAGCGGAAAGCCCGUGUGGCAUUUUCCAGAGAAAGUAUAUGAGUCAGAGGAAACCAUGCGUAAGUGUGCAGAAUCUGCAUUGAAAUCAGUCCUAGGAGAUCUUUCCAAUACAUAUUUUGUCGGAAAUGCUCCAAUGGCCCAUAUGGUUGUUCAGCCUAAAGAAGAGGAGUCAGGAUCCACACCUUUUAAGAAAUUCUUCUUCAAGUCACAAGUAAUUGCAAAAAACAAGUUUGACAUUGGACAAUGCGAGAAAUAUGUUUGGGUGACGAAGGAUGAGUUGAUGGAGUAUUUUCCUGAGCAAGCUGAGUUUUUUAACAAAAUGAUCAUUAGCUGA
Messenger RNA from Lathyrus sativus (Indian pea), 687 nucleotides. The record is from the annotation of a GenBank genome assembly. Lineage: Eukaryota; Viridiplantae; Streptophyta; Magnoliopsida; Fabales; Fabaceae.